This is a messenger RNA of Brassica rapa (field mustard), 1881 nucleotides long. RefSeq names its product putative defensin-like protein 73. The record is from RefSeq and is a predicted model, not a curated record. NCBI's taxonomy places the organism in Eukaryota, Viridiplantae, Streptophyta, Magnoliopsida, Brassicales, Brassicaceae.
UUGUCUCUGUAUCUCUAGAGAAUAGCGAUUUUAUCGUGGUUAGUCCACCAAUUUAGGAAGUAUUAUGAUGUUUUAAUAAAUUAAUUGACAAAAAAUUAAAAAGAUGCUCAUGAACCAUGAAAGAGAGUUUAAUAUACAUUAAUAAAAAUGAAGAAUGUGUUUAGAAAUUUUAAAACAACACUAAAGAUCAUAGGUUUCAGUAUAUAGAGAAUUAGCAAUUUUAGCUUUUGUUUUUAUCACUAAACUUUAUUCCCUCUGUUUUAUUUUAAUUAUCGUUAUAGGUUUAUGCACACAAAUUAAGUAAACAUAUGAUUUUGUAUUUUCCAAAACAAAAACACAAUUACCUAUACACCUAACCCUUUUUCAAUCAACAGAAAAAUAAAAUAGAAAAUCUUAUUAAUAAAUUUUGCAAUGAAACUCUAAAACGACACUUAUUUUGAAACGGAAAUUUUUCUCUACAUCGACAAUUAAAUCAAAACGGAGGGAUUACUUUCUCAUUACUGAGAGCAACUAGCUUAUUUUUUAGAUCACUAAACUUUACUUUCUAAUUACUGAGAGCAACUUAGCUUGUUUUUUUCUUAUUAUCCUCGUAUUUUUUUCUCAUCUCAAAACAAUUAUGUCAACAAAUUUUUUGUCAGACCUCCGAUCUCUUAAUGGUAUCUAUUUUGCCAGUUUAUACUAUGCCUGUUCAUACCUCCUUGCAUUCAACUAGUGCAAAAUUCAUAAUUUCAUUAUGUAUAUUUCUCUAAACCUUCCCUUAUUCUGUAGCUAGUCAUGGUGAUAAAACCUAGGUCAUCUACGCUUCUAAGUAACCACAAACACUUUAUUAAGUGUUUUUUGGAAAAUGUUAACCGUCUGGGAAUCUACUCUUCUCAAACCUAAAAUCUCAAAGAUAGUUCCUGAGAAACUCAAGUAGCAAUUUGCAUACUAGUCAUAGUGAUAGUUAUCUACAAUGGAUAUAUUAAAAAACAAUUAUAGCAAAAACAAAAAAAAUAUUAGAAAAAUAUAUUUUGUAUAAAAAAAUAGAAAAAAUAAAUUUUUGAAAUAAGGUUUCUUUAGAUUUAAACUUAUCAAGUAAUGUAUAAUAGAUUGAGGGGAUCAAAGAUCUCUUUAGAUUGGAAAUAACUAUUUUGAAAUAUGUCAGUCAAAUGAAAAUCAAUACAAAGCAGAUAUAAAAAGAAAAUAAUAUAUAAAAAUAUAAUGAAUAACGAAAAUAUCUCUAGAUUGAGAACAAAAUAUUUGAAACGAAAUUUAGAGAUGGGCAGAUAAAAAUUGAUACAAAUCAGAUUAGGAAUAAUAUGAAUAACGCAAAUAUCCAUCUAGAUUAGGAACAAAAUAUGUGAAAUGUAUCCGCCAAUAGUAACUAAUAGUCUAAUAAAAAUCUGAUUUUGUUUUUCUUUUCCUUCUUAUAAUGGCUAAACUAAAAUCAGAUUCUGUUUGAAUCUUAAUUAAAAUCGAUAAAAGAAACUCAAAGAUAUAAAGCAAAGGUGAUAUAUUGAAUUGAUAAGAAAAAGAGGUAAUAUAUUUACAAUACCAUGAAGAUAAAUUGCAAGACUGGAUUCAUGAGCUUCCUAAUGAUUGCUUCAGUACUCAUCAUAUUUCUCGUGGCUCCAGAAAAAGUUGAAGCCGAGCCACAAUGCAUUGGACUGUGUGGAAUGAUUUUUGACUGUCCGACUGCUUGCAUCAGGAUGGGAUACCAAUCUGGCCAAUGCGUUGGCUGGGAAAAUCCGGAUCAAUGUUGUUGUGACCAUUAAAUGUUUCAUAUCUGAACACUGAUAAUCAUAAUAAAUUUCUGCUAUUAGAAUAUAUCUAUAAGCGUCUGAGUUGUUGGCAUUUGACAAAUUUGAUUUUUUUUUAAUGGAAACCAACAUCAUUUAAAUA